UUUGUUGAUUAGCCAUGGAGAAGUUUUCUAAUUGGAGAGAUAAAGGUACGGGUAUAGCACCUUUCUGGCCUACACAGUACCCUCGUGUGGGUGCUAAGCUUCCCCUACAAGUUGUUUUGUUUGUGCUUAAAUUGCCAUUCUUCUUGUUGCUUUUGCCAUUUGUACUCUUGGGUGCAACCGCUCUGAAACAUUUAUGUUUGAAAUACCUAUUCAACUUUGGGUAUGUGCUACCAGCUACCAAGAAUGGCGACUUUGUCAUCGUCAAUUACUCAUCACCAUUGUUGAUAUUCUUGUUGAGUAGCGUGGUGUUGAUUCCCGAUCAAGAAGGAACUCUUUAUCUGUACUCACCUAUUCAAUUACUCCAACACGCUUUAGGAUCAGACGUAAAGGGUACAGAAGUGGUGGAAUUGUCAAAAUUCACAAAGUCGGUGGUCUUCUGUUUAAUAGAGGGAACACCCACUAAUAACAAGUCGGUGUUAAAGUUCAUUAAGUUGAACUCCAAAUACUCUUUGGAAUCAUUUAACCUAAAGACAUUGAUUGUUAAAAUCAACCCCGCUUACUUCAACUUGCCAUUGCCGCUGCUGGCACUUAAGUUUUUCUACAACUUGUUGAUCAACUCUCCAAGUUCUAUAAGUUUGAAGUUGGUCUCCCAUAUCCGAUUUGACGUAGACUUGAGUAAGGCAGCUUUUAGAAAUGCUAAUUUGCACACCGUGAACUUUUCCGUUUCAGAUAAACAAGAGUUCUAUGAUUACUACUUGCAGAAAAUAUAAUAUACAGUUAUUCGUUAAUGUCAUCGGGUUUGUUUCCCCGGUUGUGAUGUGAGUGGCGAUGGCUUUUGUCAGACCGGUGUCUUUUCUUGUGUUUGUGGUCUUGAUCAUGGGACCUCUUUUUGAGAAACUGGGCCAUUGGAUCCUUAAACUCAUCUUCAUCUUCUCCCUCGUUGUUUUCAAUGGCUACUUCUUUCACCUUUGCUUCUGUCUUGUCGUAUUCAAUAGCAGGUAAUUUUGGCACUAGAGCGUCGUAGUCUAUCCAAUAGCUGUCUUCAGUUUCAUCGUCUC
This is a messenger RNA of Yamadazyma tenuis ATCC 10573, 1058 nucleotides long. Its product is annotated as lysophosphatidic acid acyltransferase. NCBI's taxonomy places the organism in Eukaryota, Fungi, Ascomycota, Pichiomycetes, Serinales, Debaryomycetaceae. The record is from RefSeq and is a predicted model, not a curated record.